This is a messenger RNA of Symbiodinium necroappetens, 1548 nucleotides long. The record is from the annotation of a GenBank genome assembly. Lineage: Eukaryota; Dinophyceae; Suessiales; Symbiodiniaceae.
AUGGGGGAGGCAGCGAUUCUAUCGGAGAAGUUGAAGAGGUAUGGCGCGGUGGGAGCCGGCUUGAUCCCGGACUCGAUGGCCACACUCCGCCUGGUCGAGGCCGCAAAGAACGCUCCGUCGCAGGGCUAUGCAGAAGAGCCUCCUGCGACAUCCAGCAGCGCUAGCACAGGCAGCCGCAAGAUCUGGAAAAAGCCAAGUGGAGGAGUGCAGACGAGGCAAGACAUCCUCGAGCUGUUGGACGAAACCAUCCGAGUGCAGGGCAUUGUGCAGACUGAAAUCAGUCAGCUGGCCAGAAGCAUAGCGAAAGAGGCGAAGGCAGAGAAGCAGGAGGGCAAGAAGAAAAAGAAGAAGGCCCUCUCCAUCACUGAGGCUUUCCGCAGAAUCAAGGAAAUGCAGCUGCCGAUAGAUCCCCUGGAGGAGCUCAACCUCAGUGAGCAGGCCUUCCAAAAGCUUCUCACAGAGUACGAGCAGGACCAGGAGGUCUCGGCCAAGGCCCAGCUGCUCCUUCACCCGGAGCCCAAAGGCGACCUCGCCAAAGCCCGGAGUAUUGGCAUUGAGAAGAUCGUGGAGAUCCAUCAGUUCAUGGUGGUAGAGAUGCAGAAGGUUCUCACGGAAUUCCUGGCGCUGGAUCAGGAGACGCGUCGAAGCUUCAGCAACAAGGCAUGUGAGACCACUGCUGAACUUCUCGUGUCCGUGGCAGUGGAACAGCAGCUGGGCGUACACUGUGAGGACGUAGAGCAGGCCAUUCAGAUCUUGCCAGACGGAUCGUUGGGAAGAGCCGUAGAUGCCAAGCUCUGCUUCAACACGGUGCUGCACAGGUUUGCGCGCUGCACCGAGCAGCUCGCGAACAUGAUGCAGCACCUCACGGGUGCCGCCCAGCCAAGGGCCAACAAGGCAGACUUCCUGGAGGUUCUCCGAAACAUGGCGGACCACUCCCAGAAGGCCAAGGACUUCGCCAAGAAGGUCUACGAAGAGUACCGGGCGAAGACCUGUCCGGUUGCGGAUGCCUACCGCCGCUUCGAGGACUUUGCUGCCGAGGCGCCGGCUGCAAAGGAGGGCCUCGAGGACCUGACGCCCGUGGAGCUGCAGCUUUGCUAUGAUGAGUACCGGGAAGAUCCCGAGGUGCACCGUGCAUGGUCCAAAGCUGGAGUGGAGAACAGCAUCAUGAUGGCCAGCUGCGUCACCUCCCUCCUCAAGAACGAGGCCUCCGCGCCUCUGCCGGAGGACAAGAAGGGGAAGAAGAUGAAGACCUCGGAAAUCGUGGAGAUGCAGGAGCUGAUGGUGGAUGAGAUGAAGCGCCUUUCUGAGGCCUCGAGUGCUGCAGCCAAGGCCUCACCAUCCUCGCCCUGGCGAGCAGAGAUUGCCAUGCAGAUGGUGCAGUCGCUGGCAAGUGCAGCGGUCGAAAGAAGGUAUGGAGUGUCACCAGAGGAGAUGACAAUCGCCGGCAUCCAAAAUGCUCCCGCCUUGCAGAAGAACGAGCGGUUCGUCCGUGCUACGGAGAAGCAGCAGGAGAUCAUCAUGGCGGUGGCGCAGUUUUGUGCACAGUAG